GCUAGCGUUCGUUCCUGGGUGCGUUGUGCAUCCACCUCCCUGCAGCACAUACUCCGUCUCCACAGCUUUAUCAAGAAACCACAUCUGACUGGACUGAAACAUAGACUGUAUAUAUAAGGACUGAACUCACAAAUUUUGUCUCUCCGAAUCUCAACAUUUCCCACAGUUUUCGACAGCAUUCGAAUGCAGCAGCUGAGCCGUUUGAGCGCCAAACGAUGUGGUUCCAAUACAGUAGGUGGCAGUAAUGCACCUUUAACGCUGGUCUAUUUGUCUAUGUUCUGAUUGAUAUAUACAGUCUAUGGUCACAACCGUCACAACCCGCCUUUAAAGCGUAAAAAGAAGAAGAAGAAGAAGAAGAAGAAAAAGAAGAAGAAGAAAAAAAGCAGGAAAAAAGCGCCAAACGAAGUGUAGCAUUAAUAGUUUUUAAGAAAUAAAGAUAAAGAAAUCAGGCUGGCUGGAGAAUCAAUAUAAAUAUCCUGAAGGCUAUUGAUUUUUCUAAAGAGAGAGGAGGACUGUGGCUAUGUUUAAAAACAAGUCUGCCUGGUUUUCAAGCAGUGUGCCACAGACAUGUCACAACUUUUGGAGGCUGGAGGGUGGGAGCAUUGCUGGUUGCAGAACAGCAGAUUACCUUUUCAGUGAGGAUGCUACAUGUGCAGAUACUAUGAGGAUAUUUGAGAGCAAAGACUAUCUUUGGAACAAGGUGGCGGUUUUUCACAGCUUGUUUCUGUCUGCCUGUGAGAGGCGCCAGAGUGUGAAGUCUGUGUGCAUCGGUCAUUAUGUGCUGCCUCCAGCCUCAGUACAGGACGAGGUGAGACAGGUGGUCGGUAGAUUGAUUUGGGAGUUUGAAGAUGAGCAGUCAGUGGCACAGGGUUUUAGUAGCCAGACAGAAGAUGAGUGCAGUGAAGUCAGCAAAAGCAACUCUGGACCAUCUGAUACGGAGUCAGAAAGUGAAGCUCCCCAAAGUGUUCAUUGUCCAGUAACUGACAUGCACUCAGGUUACAUCAGUAUGGACAACCUCCAGAAAUAUUCAGGCGAUCUGUGUGAUUUCCAUUCUGGAUCUCUCCGAUGCUCCCACUGUAAAGGCCACUGCUGCCCGCUGCACACAUAAGCAGAAAUGCAUGAGAAAAGCAUGUUAAAGGAAAUAGAGUAGCUAAUGUCCUGUCAAAUGAGCACUGUGUAAGCAAUAAGGAUGAAUACACCGGCUUAAAAAUAAAUCAGUGUCACAUGUGUUAUUCUCAUCUCAUUGUAAAGAUGUU
This is a messenger RNA of Notothenia coriiceps (black rockcod), 1256 nucleotides long. It is a transcript of the gene terb2, whose product is annotated as telomere repeat binding bouquet formation protein 2. Gene Ontology annotation, biological process: homologous chromosome pairing at meiosis; meiotic attachment of telomere to nuclear envelope. Gene Ontology annotation, cellular component: nuclear inner membrane. Bases 521 to 1108 code for a protein of 195 amino acids. The transcript has 7 exons. NCBI's taxonomy places the organism in Eukaryota, Metazoa, Chordata, Actinopteri, Perciformes, Nototheniidae. The record is from RefSeq and is a predicted model, not a curated record.